Vidua chalybeata is the source of this 1578-nucleotide messenger RNA. Its product is annotated as GDNF-inducible zinc finger protein 1-like. NCBI's taxonomy places the organism in Eukaryota, Metazoa, Chordata, Aves, Passeriformes, Viduidae. Gene Ontology annotation, molecular function: DNA-binding transcription factor activity, RNA polymerase II-specific; RNA polymerase II transcription regulatory region sequence-specific DNA binding. Gene Ontology annotation, cellular component: nucleus. The record is from RefSeq and is a predicted model, not a curated record. Gene Ontology annotation, biological process: regulation of transcription by RNA polymerase II.
AUGAGUGUGAAGGGCAAGGAGCAGGGAAACUACGACACAGGAUACUCGGAAGUUGAAGGAAGCAGGGACAACGAGGAGGAGGAGGAGGAGGAGGAGGAUGAAGCCUCAACAGAGAAGAACAGCAAAGAACCUGAACCAGGGUUUAAACUAAAGAAAGCCAGUAAAAGUGUGGCCAACAAGAAAUCCAUCUAUGUGAUCCACUGCGACAAGUGCCAGGAGCAGUUUGUUUCCUGGAAAAAAUACGUGGAUCACUGCCGGGAUGUGCACCAGAGCCUUCUUGGCAAGGUGUACCAGUGCGAGGUGUGCAGCAAGGCCUUCGCCAGCUACACCAGCUGGAAGGAGCACCGUGCCUGCAUGCACAGUGAGGAGAGGAGAUUCUCCUGCAGCCUCUGCCAGGCCACCUUCAAGAGGAAGCGGGAUGUGAGGACUCACUCCAUGCGGAAGCACGAGGGCAGGGCCAAGCAGCCACCGUGCUCCGUGUGCAGCAAGAUCCUGAGCUCCUGCACAGCACUGGUGUUCCACAUGCGGACGCACACUGGCGAGAAGCCCUACGAGUGUGGCAUGUGUCACUCCAGGUUUGCUCAGCCUUCCCAGCUCAAGAUCCAUACCAGAUCCCACACUGGGAAGAAGCCCUACAUUUGUGAGGACUGCGGCGCUUCCUUUGCUGACAGAGGAAAACUCACCAGCCACAAAAGGACACACACAGGAGAGCGGCUCUUUGGAUGUGACAUGUGUGGGAAGCACUUUGCCACCGACGAGUACCUGAAGUGGCACAAGCGCUGUCACCUGGGAACCAAACCCUACAGGUGUGAGGUUUGUGGGAAAGCCUUCGGACACAGAGCCUCCCUGGCCCAGCACAGCAACGUCCAUGCAGAGACCCGUCCCUAUUUCUGCGAGCAGUGUGGGAAGGCCUUCACACAGCAGGGAGCUCUGUGGCGGCACACCAGAGAGAAGCCCUACAAAUGCCGGGGCGAGAGGACCUUCACCGAUAUGUCCACCCUGCGCCGACAUGUGGCGAUCCAUGACCAGAAUGCUCACUGGAGAAGCUUCUUAACUGACCUCACACAAAAAAAAGACCACAAUUGGUCCAAAAUAGAGACUUUAGUGGAAGCGCAUCCAGGAAGAGAUCCCAUGCCGGAAAUUUGGUCAGUUGACCACGGGAAACUUUAUAAACCAGGAAGUGCUAAAGCAGCAGCAGCUCACGUGACACCUGGGCUUGGGGACACCGGGAACACUGACUCCUCCCUUUUGUACUUAUAAAGUCAGUUUUAGACCUAAAAUGGGCGGUUGGAGGCAGAAUGGUGGGAAUGCAGGGAAUCAUUCCAGAUGGUCACUGCAGCUGCCUCGGGAGCUGCAUUGCAGGUGGUAAAGGUGUAAUUCCUCAUGAGGGUAUUUAUUCCACUGAAAUGUUUGCAUUUGUCCAGAGGUUUAUUUUUCACAAAGCUGUGGGAGCAUCCCAUUUGGAAUGGGCAGGGUGGGGUGUGUGUUUAUACAAACACGGUGCGAUGCCGCCGCUGUAUAUCACCCAUUCCUCCUUUAAUAAAGCUGCCAGUGCCGCCCAGGCCAUCCCUCCUUCAU